AGCGUCAGUCAUCCAUCCAGCAUCUCGGGCGGCCAAUCAGGAGCGCGGGAGCUCAGCAGAGGCCCCGCCCCCCCGCGCCCAAAGGCCGCCGCCGCUUCGCCUGAGGGAGUGGUGACAUCAUUCAGGCCCCGCCCCCUUGGCCGCCGCCAUUUUAGGAGGACGAAGCGGGAGCGACGGAGGCGAGCGAAGAGGACGGCGAUGAGGGAAAAGAGGACUCUUUCAAGCAACCUCUUGGAUGCAGUAAGGAAACCAAUAAUAUAGGAAGACGAAAUCCUGUCAACGUGGUGAUGUUGCUAAAUUCUAGACUUCAGUUACAGAUAAUAAAGCAAACAGGAAGAGUCAAGUAUCUUUAUUAAAAUUAAACACCCAUAUCACUGUUGACAUGGAGGAGAAAGCAUCUAAAUGCCUGGAUGGUGGAAAGAGCUUCACUAAGAGGGAUAAUCUGCAGCAACAUGAAAGGACUCGCACGGAGGAGAAACCCUAUGAAUGCCUGGAGUGUGGGAAGAGGUUCACUCAUAGUUCAAAUCUUUGUGAACAUCAAAGAAUUCACACUGGGGAGAAACCCUAUACAUGCCUCGAGUGUGGACGGAGUUUCACUCAGAUUUCAGGUCUACGUUCACAUCAAAGGAUUCACACUGGGGAGAAACCCUAUAUAUGCCUGGAGUGUGGGAAGAGGUUCAGUCAUAGUUCAAAUCUAUGUGAACAUCAACGAAUUCACACUGGGGAGAAGCCCUAUAAAUGCCUUGAGUGUGGACAGAGCUUCACUCAUAUUUCAAAUCUACGUUCACAUCAAAAGACUCACACUGGGGAGAAACCGUAUACAUGCAUGGAGUGUGGACAGAACUUCACUUGUAGUGCACAUCUAAGUUCGCAUCAAUUGACUCACACUGGGGAGAAACCCUAUACAUGCCUGGUAUGUGGACAGAACUUCACUCAUAGUUCAGGUCUACGUUCACAUCAAAGGGCUCACUCUGGGGAGAAACCCUAUAAAUGCCUGGAAUGUGAACAGAGCUUCACUCAUAGUUCAGGUUUACGUUCACAUCAAAGGACUCACACUGGGGAGAAACCCUAUAAAUGCCUGGAUUGUGGACGGAGCUUCACUCGUAGUGAACAUCUACAAAGACAUCAAAAGUUUCACACUGGGGAAAAACCCUAUACAUGCCUGGAGUGUGGAAAGGGCUUUGCUCAAAAUGGAGACUUACGUUCACAUCAAAGGACUCACACUGGGGAGAAACCCUAUAAAUGCCUGGAGUGUGGACAGAGCUUCUCUCGUAGUACAAAUCUACUUACGCAUCAAAGGACUCACACUGGAGAGAAACCCUAUAAAUGUCUGGAGUGUGGACAGAGCUUCGCUCAUAAUUCCAGUCUACGUAAUCAUCAAAGGGCUCACACUGGGGAGAAACCCUAUAUUUGCCUGGAAUGUGGACAGAGCUUCAGUCAUAGUUCAGUUUUAUGUUCACAUCAAAGAAUUCACACUGGGGAGAAACCUUAUGAAUGCUUGGAGUGUGGGAAGAGGUUCACUCAUAGUUCAAAUCUAUAUCGACAUCAGAGGACACACACUGGGGAGAAACCCUAUAAAGACAUAGCAUAAGAACACCCAUGAAAUGCCACAUAACACCAGUGCUGCAGCAUCUGCAUUGGCUUCCAACUGAUUACCGUGGUCUAUAUAAGAUGCUAGUUCUGACCUUUAAAACUCUUUACGGCCAGGGCCCAUCGUACCUUAGGGACCGUCUCUCCUUCUCCCAUCAUCGGAGGUCGCAACGACCAUCACAAUGAGACUUACUUUAUGUACCGGGUCCUAGAGAAGUGCACUCAAGACCUGGCUCUUUACUAGAGCUUUUAAUCUAUGUUAAUUUUAUUAAUAUUUGUACGUAUGUAUUUUUAUCCUUUACAAUUUUAUCUUGUAAAUCGCCUAGAGCCUCGUGGAUGGAGGGCGAUUAAUAAGUAAUUAAAUGAUGAUGAUAAAAUCAUAUAAUCAUAGAAUAAUAGGGUUGGAAGAGACCAUGUGGGCCAUCUAAUUCAACCCUGUUGUGAUUUUAUAUUUUUCAUAUGCUUUUAUGAAUUUAACCAAAAUUGUUUUAAUAGUAAUUUUUAUCAUGUCAUAAGCGAUUUGAGAACAUACUGCAAGUUGCUUCUGGUGUGGUAGCAUUGGCCGUCUACAGAGACAAUGCCCAGGGGACUCUUGUAUGUGUUACCAUCCUGCUGGGAAGCUGACAGACGGGAGCUCACUUCUCGUGAAUUCGAACUGGCAACCUUCAGGUUAGCAACCCAACCUUCACGUCAGCAGUCCAGCCGGCACAAGGAUUUAACCAAUUGUGUCACUACGGCUCUAGGUUUUAAUAUUAAUGAUGUUUAAUACUGCCUUCCUUAUGAUCAAGCUCUCGUAUCCAUAGGGUACUAUGAGGAAUGCCGUUGCUUUGACUAUGCAGACCUUAGUUGCCAAUGUGAUGUCUCUACUCUUCAUUAGUUUAUCAUCGAGGUUGGAAGUGGCUCUCCUCUCAAGAAGGAAACGUCUUCUCACUUCCUGGCUGCAGUCUGCGUCUGCUGUCAUCUUUGCACUUCCCCAGGUUGGGAUUUAUUGCAUUGGUCACAGCAAAGACAUUCCUAAGACCCUGCAUGAAAAGCCUGUGUUUCGCUGGCUCUCCUUCAGCUGCUGAAAAUCUUCCCCUGGAGAGAAGACAAGGAAGAAAAGGGGAAGUGGGCAAAGGUGAAAGAUGCCAGGAAAAAGGCAUUAUGGGUGGAGCUGUGGUUAUCUUUGCAUCCCAUCCUGGGGCUGAGCCAAGGGAAUGAAUGGCCCAAUGCGGACCUUGUUCAGCAGAGUGACAUUAUUUGAACUUCUCAAACAAGCCUCAUUGUGGUUUUGAAUUAGGUGGGUGGAGAGGUAGGGUCUUGCUUCGCUGCAGGAUUCCUUUAGGAAAAGACAGAAAAUUUGGUGGCAGCAGGUAUCUGAUUUAGGAUGCUCAGAAAGCAGACCUGGGACUCAUUAUGGGACGGGAGGCAGCCCAGUAAUCUUUGUGUCUCUUAGCAUUUAGCACAUCCUGGUAAUUCAGGGAAACACAUUAUCCAGUGAAUGAUGCCGUUCCUUUGGUCACAUUUGUGUUCAGCCCAGUGAAAUCAAUGGGAUGCUCAAAAAUUAGGAGUUAUAAUAAAUAAAUAAACUUUAUUUUUAUAUCCCGCCCCAUCUCCCCGAAGGGACUCGGGGCGGCUCACAACAGGGACAAGCUCGAAGAACAACAACAUAUUUAACAUAAACUUAAAACAUUCCAACAAUACUCAAAAUAAACUAAUGGACAAAUACAUUAAAAUCCAAGCAGAUAAAAUCAGAGUAAUUAAAAGCAACCCAGUGGGGACAGGUUUCAUAAAGUGCUGUAUCAUGGAAAUAAGUAGCAGUGAUAAAGUUCCACGUUUUCCUUCUAUCAUUCAUGCAUUCUUUCCUUCCUCUAUCCCUCCCAUCUCCUUUCUUUCUGGAUUAAUUCCCUUCAUUUUAAAGAAUCAUUUAUUCCCUUUACUGACAUCUGUGUAUGUCCUUGAGCCCUGAUGUUUGCAUUUCCAUUUUCAACAUGACCCAUGGAGAGAAA
This is a messenger RNA of Anolis carolinensis (green anole), 3578 nucleotides long. RefSeq names its product zinc finger protein 135. The coding region runs from base 383 to 1591 and encodes 402 amino acids. Gene Ontology annotation, biological process: regulation of transcription by RNA polymerase II. Lineage: Eukaryota; Metazoa; Chordata; Lepidosauria; Squamata; Anolidae. Gene Ontology annotation, molecular function: RNA polymerase II cis-regulatory region sequence-specific DNA binding; DNA-binding transcription factor activity, RNA polymerase II-specific. The transcript is spliced from 2 exons. The record is from RefSeq and is a predicted model, not a curated record.